Penicillium salamii is the source of this 1566-nucleotide messenger RNA. Lineage: Eukaryota; Fungi; Ascomycota; Eurotiomycetes; Eurotiales; Aspergillaceae. The record is from the annotation of a GenBank genome assembly.
AUGAGGUUCUCCGGUCCAUUCCUGACCCUUCUGGGUCUGGGAUUCACUGCCCAAGCAUACGAUAACCCUUUAGUCUCCCUCGAUUACGGAUCCUUCCAAGGUCAGUAUGACACCACAUACAAUCUCUCAUACUUCCGCAAGAUCCCAUUUGCCGCAAAGCCCACUGGCGAGAAUCGGUUCCGCGCCCCUCAGCCACCGCUGAAGGUCACCGGCGUCUAUGAUACAAACCAAGACUUCGAUAUGUGCCCACAGCGCACAUUUAAUGGUACCGAGGACUGUCUCUAUCUAGGUCUAUUUUCACGGCCAUGGGAGGUCUCUCAAAGCAUUAAGAGGCCAGUUUUGGUGGUAUUCUAUGGCGGCGCAUUCAUCCAAGGAAGUGCAGCAUUCACAAUGCCGCCAUCGUCAUUCCCCAUCCUCAAUGUUACUAAUGUCAACGACUACGUUGUCAUCUACUCAAACUACCGAGUCAACGCCUUUGGGUUUCUCCCAGGAAAAGCAAUCAAAAACUCCCGAACCUCGGAUCUCAACCCUGGCCUACUGGACCAACAAUACGUUCUUAAAUGGGUCCAGCGGCACAUCCACCAUUUCGGCGGAGACCCUCGCAACGUAACGAUCUGGGGUCAAUCAGCUGGAGCAGGCUCAGUCGUUGCCCAAGUCCUCGCCAACGGCCGAAACGGCCAACCCAAACUCUUCUCCAAGGCUCUUGCCAGCUCACCAUUCUGGCCAAAGACUUACGCCUACGACGCCCCGGAAGCAGAAGCUAUUUACACAAAGCUAGCCAAUCUAACCGGGUGUACCAGCACGCAUGAACACAAGACACUUGCUUGUCUCAAAUCAGUGGAUGUGCAGAAGAUCCGGGAUGCGAACCUCGUUAUCUCUGCGAGCAAUACCUGGACAACGAGCUCGUAUACCUGGGCACCAGUUAUAGAUGGGAGUUUUCUCGUCGAGACGCUGACUGAAACAGUCAAUCGCGGUGGCGUGAAUACGCAGUUCGUUUGGGGAAUGUUCAAUACCCAUGAAGGAGAGAAUUUCAUCCCACCUGGCUUGGCGAGUGAAGAUGGAGAUGGAUUCAAUUCCUCCAUUGCAAGUUUCCAUGAUUGGUUGAUUGGGUUCAUGCCUGGAUUGUCACAGGAACAAAUCGACCAGGUUGAAACUGUUUAUUACCCGGCUGUUGGAACUACAGAAACCACGGAGUAUAACACCUCGUAUGUGCGGGCUGGUUUGGUCUAUCGAGACGUCGUCCUUGCCUGUCCGGCUUAUUGGAUUGCGUCUGCUGCUUCAAAGAAGGGGUAUCUGGGGGAAUAUACGAUUUCACCGGCGAAGCAUGGGAGUGAUACUAUUUAUGCAAGUUCUUUGAGGUAUGCGGGUGCUUUUGCGAGUUUCUUUCAGACGGGGGAUCCGAAUGCGCACAAGGUUACCAAUUCCUCGGUACUAGGUGUGCCUGGGCUUAAGGCUACUGGGAAAGAAUUUGUUGUUGUGGAUGAUGGGUUUGAGAACGUCGAGCUUGUGGAGUUGAAGAGUAGAUGUGACUUUUGGCGUAAAUUGGGUAGGCAGAUACCAGUUUAA